AUGUGGUCAAUAUGGGAUUCUGAUUUUGAAUGAUUCCAGUCCAGAGAUCAUGAGUAAAAUUCCCUUUGUAAAAGUGUCAUUGAAGAGUGUCCUUAAGGUGGAGAUGGAGGACAGUAUGAUCAUUUGCUGUUUCGCAGUUAAUAGUGCUGGAAAUGACUCCCGUCCCCUUACAUUUUAUGUUGAUAAGGUUACUGGAAAUAAAAAUGAAACCCCCAAACUACUUAUUGCAGUCUUUGGAGGGGCGAUGGGUUUUCUUCUUCUGUGUAUCGUCUUCUUAAUCUAUAAAUAUAAGCAGAAACCAAAAUAUCAAGUCCACUGGAAGAUUAUUGAAGCCUGUGAAGGAAACAAUUACAUCUUUAUUGACCCCACCCAGCUUCCUUACAAUGAGAAAUGGGAAUUUCCUAGAAACAAUCUGCAAUUUGGAAAAGUCCUUGGAGCUGGAGCUUUUGGGAAGGUGAUUGAAGCUACAGCUUUUGGGCUGGGAAAGGAGGAUUCUGUCUUGAAAGUGGCAGUGAAAAUGCUGAAAUCAACUGCGCAUACAGAUGAGCAAGAAGCUCUUAUGUCUGAGCUGAAAAUCAUGAGCCAUUUGGGUCACCAUGAGAAUAUUGUCAAUCUUCUAGGAGCAUGUACUCAUGGAGGCCCUGUCCUUGUAAUUACUGAGUUCUGUCCAUUUGGGGACUUGCUGAAUUUCCUGAGAGAAAAAGCUGAGCAUCUCAUAAUCGAGGGUCUAAACUUGGAAUCCACUCUUGAUAGCAUGAUGGCCGAUUACAAAAACAUCUACCUUGGAAAAAAGUAUGUCCAAAGAAGCGAUAGUGGAUUUGGAUGCCAAAGUGUUGACAGUUACUUGGAAAUGAAAUCGGUCACCACAUCAGUGCCUAUGCCAGCACAAGGAAAAAGUUUGGUACCAGCUGAAGGAAAAGAAGACCCACGUUCUCUUGAUCUCUUUGACUUGCUGCAGUUCUCCAACCAAGUAGCUCAGGGAAUGACUUUCCUGGCUUCCAAAAAUUGCAUCCAUCGAGAUUUGGCAGCACGGAAUGUGCUAGUGGCUGAUGGACUAGUGGCCAAGAUCUGUGACUUCGGCCUGGCCAGAGAUAUUGUGAACGACAGCAAUUAUGUUGUCAAAGGCAAUGCUCGCCUCCCAGUGAAAUGGAUGGCACCGGAGAGCAUCUUUGAAUGUGUCUACACAGGACAGAGCGAUGUGUGGUCUUAUGGCAUCCUUCUCUGGGAGAUAUUCUCCCUAGGAAGAAGUCCCUAUCCUGGCAUGAAAGUGAAUAACAAGUUUUAUAGCCUUGUGAAACAAGGAUAUCAUAUGGGGAAGCCAGAUUUUGCUCCAGAUGAUAUGUACAAUAUAAUGAUGGCAUGCUGGAAAUUGGAGCCCACUCAGCGGCCUACUUUCAGUCAGAUCUGCACCUUAAUUCAGAAACAGCUGGAUGCCAUUAAGGAACAGGAUUAUACAAACUUACCCUGCCCCAGAGAGGAAGAAGACAGUGGAUGUGAGCCCGCCAGCUACUUUGAAGAAUCCUGUGAGUCGGGAGAAGUGGAGCAACCCCUCCUGAACAGCAACAAUUAUCAGUUUUGUUAGGGUGUGUUCUGGACCUUCUCUGGAUGAUGAAAUACCAUCUGAGAUUGGACUUGGAUUUCAUGCAACCGCAUCCCUUUUUGAGGCUUUCGCAUCAGAAAACAAGACAGCCAUACGUAAGUCACAGACUGGGGCCAUGCCUUGCAAUGAUAGCAAAUUUCUAAAUUCUCCAUUCUGCCUGAUUGUAACUACUGGCAGUAGGGCUUUAUCGCUCUUGAUAGCUCAAGGGAGGCUAUAUUGGACACUGGAGAAUCGGUGCAUCAAAUUU
This is a messenger RNA of Protobothrops mucrosquamatus (brown spotted pit viper), 1847 nucleotides long. It is a transcript of the gene CSF1R, whose product is annotated as colony stimulating factor 1 receptor. Gene Ontology annotation, cellular component: signaling receptor complex; CSF1-CSF1R complex. The transcript is spliced from 13 exons. The annotation marks the transcript as partial. Gene Ontology annotation, molecular function: macrophage colony-stimulating factor receptor activity; ATP binding. Gene Ontology annotation, biological process: multicellular organism development; protein phosphorylation; positive regulation of kinase activity. NCBI's taxonomy places the organism in Eukaryota, Metazoa, Chordata, Lepidosauria, Squamata, Viperidae. The record is from RefSeq and is a predicted model, not a curated record.